Molecule: messenger RNA, 813 nt
Organism: Penicillium longicatenatum
Lineage: Eukaryota; Fungi; Ascomycota; Eurotiomycetes; Eurotiales; Aspergillaceae
Product: SAP18 family protein
Exons: 1
Coding region: 1-813 (270 amino acids)
Biological process (GO): negative regulation of DNA-templated transcription
Cellular component (GO): nucleus
Molecular function (GO): transcription factor binding; transcription corepressor activity
Source: RefSeq, a predicted model, not a curated record
AUGGCCGCUCCAUCCCGAGAAGGCCCCAAACCUUCGAUCAAUCGCCAGACGACGACUCCUUUCCACCUCAAGCUUUUUUAUCGCACCAACGGCUUCUACCCUCUAUCCGAUUAUAAGCUUCCCAUAUCUCCGCGUCAACGCGGUGGUCCAGUCAGUGGUCCGAAUGCCACCCGCGCACCCUCCCCUCCGCCAGCUGCUGUAACGCUUCCACCCCAUCUUGAGAUCUAUACCUGGCAAUCAUGCACACUUCGGGAGCUUUCACAGCUUCUAACCUCCGCAUUACCGUGGUUACUAGGCGAAUCGCCCACCGGGACUCGACUUUGUUUUCGUCUGAUCUACCCCGAUGCGCGUGGCGCAGCAAUAGCAGGCAAUGAGGUUCGCGGUCACUAUAUCAGCAAAGAUCUGGGCAGUGUGGUUGUUGCGCCAAAAGAAAGCCCACUCCGGGGGGAUGAAGACGCAGAUCGCCAGAGCGAAGCACAGAUGCGCCAUGGGCCGUUCCGUUUUCAGGGUGGAGAAGCCGACAAAUGUUUGCAGGAUGUGCGAUUCAUAAUCGGAGAUUACAUUGAAUGUGCAGUCCUGCCGCCGCGUGAGGAUGGAUCAAUCGCACCACCGAUCCGUGCUGGCUCCGGGCCGCCGCCGAUGGGUCAUGGCAUGCGCGCAUUUGGGCAGAAUGGAUCUGGGCGACCGGGUCGUGGGGGUCCUCGUGGGGAUCGUAGUGGACCUUCGAAUGUCCCUAUGGGUGAUUGGAGGCGCGGGGAGAGACUCCCUGAAGGAGGUGGCCGUGGAGGUCGUCGGGGAUGGAAUCCAUAUUAA